ACUCGCAAUGAGUCCUUCAGUUCACGUCGCUCUGGCAGCAUCGAGAUCCCACGCAUGCAAGCUAAGAGGGCACAAACUUUCCAUGAUGAUGCCCCUGGUCUUUUACCAUCUUUUACACAAACUGCCGAUCAGGGUAUGGGAACGAGAUCUCGCAGGCUCUCGACAAAUAUUCCCAAUGAGUUUCCUAUAGAAUGCUGUCCUCUGGAGAAGGAGUUCAAAACAUCAUCCAGACUGCCACUUAGGCGACCGAAGCAAAUCGGCGAAGGCGGCUAUGCAUGUGUCAAGCUUAUGAGACGCCGAGGAGAAACCCCUGAUCAUCUUUAUGCUGUCAAGCAAUUUCGUGGCCGUGACUCUUGGGAGACGGAGGAUGACUACGUCAAAAAAGUCAAGUCCGAAUAUUGUAUCGCCAAAUCUUGUCACCAUCCCAACAUCAUCGAGCCCAUUCGUCUUUGCUACUCCCAUGGCAUCUGGAGCGAAGUCAUGGAAUACUGUCAUAAUGGAGAACUUUUUGGUCUCCUGGAGAAGAAGUACUUGACCAUCAACGACAAGUACUGCUUCUUCAAGCAAUUACUGCGUGGCGUCGAUUAUCUACACAACCACGGAAUAGCUCACCGCGACUUGAAGCCCGAGAACAUUAUGCUUACAAGGGACGGAUGUGUCAAGAUCAUCGACUUUGGAUUGAGUGAGAUCUUCAGUGGUCCGCAUCCCAGCUUUCGCAUAGGAAUGGACGUCGAGGCUUUCAAGGUUGAUCGCGUUAGGUACUCGCAGCCAGCCAUCUUUGGUUCUCAACCUUACAUUUCUCCUGAAGUCAUGGCCGCCAAGGACGAAUACGAUCCAAGAGGUCUAGAUGUUUGGUCAUGCGGUAUCAAUUUCUUGAGUAUGGUCUUUGGUGUGCAUCCAUGGGUCAAGGCUACACCUGACAAUACGAACUACAAAAAGUACCUCAAUGGAUGGAACAAGUGGCUAAAGGAUCACCCCGAGGGUACGAUCGAGCCUGGGUCGGAUGACUAUCCAGACUGUGGCAAGCUAUUCCACCUUCUGAACAGCGAUUCUUUGGAGCGGUUGGUCUUGAGAAUGCUCAAUCCUAAUCCACAGAAGCGAAUCAGCAUUGCCGAAGCACUUGCAUCAGACGUAGUGCGCAGGAUGGAGUGCUGCCAGAGGGUAUCGUACGAGGAAAAUGCGCCGACCAAUAUCAAGCACGACCAUACGCCACCAGCUCCUGUACAAAAG
Aureobasidium melanogenum CBS 110374 is the source of this 1230-nucleotide messenger RNA. Its product is annotated as Pkinase-domain-containing protein. The transcript has a single exon. Lineage: Eukaryota; Fungi; Ascomycota; Dothideomycetes; Dothideales; Saccotheciaceae. The record is from RefSeq and is a predicted model, not a curated record. Gene Ontology annotation, biological process: protein phosphorylation; intracellular monoatomic cation homeostasis; intracellular signal transduction. The annotation marks the transcript as partial. Gene Ontology annotation, molecular function: protein serine/threonine kinase activity; ATP binding.